Messenger RNA from Carassius carassius (crucian carp), 3805 nucleotides. RefSeq names its product phospholipase C, delta 3a (gene plcd3a). Gene Ontology annotation, molecular function: calcium ion binding; phosphatidylinositol-4,5-bisphosphate phospholipase C activity. The transcript has 15 exons. Gene Ontology annotation, biological process: lipid metabolic process; intracellular signal transduction. The record is from RefSeq and is a predicted model, not a curated record. NCBI's taxonomy places the organism in Eukaryota, Metazoa, Chordata, Actinopteri, Cypriniformes, Cyprinidae. Bases 264 to 2597 code for a protein of 777 amino acids.
UCGGAUAGUUUGCCAUGCGGCAGAGUCAGUGACACAGUAAGCGUGUCAUCGAGUGUGAGUGAAUGACUCGUGUUCAUCUGCGGAAUAUCGAGUUACGCGCUGCGUUUUUAGACGCGUCAAGUGUUGCGACAGCCGUCACAGCAGCAGCACAUUCACAUGCACUGAGCCAGACGUUCUUCUGGAGAGUUUGUGUAUGUUGUUUAUGCACAUUUACCUCAAGACGGUUAUAAGAAGUUCUGCCUGGAGCCGAAGGGACAGGGAUCAUGCUGGGGAGGAAGAAGAGGCCAGAGACAGUUCAGACUGAACCCAAAGCGCACGAGUCAAAAACCCACGACCCGCUUCGGAGGCUUGGUGUUCUGGACGAUGAAGAUGUGCAGCUGAUGCUGCAGGGGUCAAAGAUGAUAAAGGUUCGAUCUCAGCGUUGGCGGAAAGACAGGAGCCUGAAGCUUCUGGAGGACUGUGUGACGGUGUGGUGUGAGUCCAGCAAAGCCUCCCGCAAAAGCAAAAAACAGCAGACCUUCUGUGUGACUGAGGUGGAGUGUGUGCGGGAGGGCUGUCAGUCGGAGUGUCUGCGACGAAUGGUAGGUCUGGUUCCAGAAACCCACUGCUUCACUGUGGUCUUCCGCGGAGGAAGGAAAAGCCUGGAUCUGUGCUGCUCUACACAGAAUGAAGCAGAAGGCUGGGUUCGAGGCCUGCGCACACUUAAGGACCGUGUUUCCAACAUGAGCCAGAAAGAAAAGCUGGACCAUUGGAUUCGAGGCUAUCUGAGAUGUGCGGAUCAGAACCAGGAUGGGAAGAUGAGCUAUGACGAGGUGAAACAUCUGCUACAACUGAUCAACAUUGACCUGAACGAACAGUAUGCACGCACACUCUUUAAGAAGUGUGAUCGCUCUGGUGAUGGCCGGCUGGAUCACGUGGAGAUAGAGGAGUUCUGCCGUGAGCUGAUGCGCAGGCCAGAAUUGGACGCGGUGUUCAGGCAUUAUUCCAGUAAUGGUUGUGUGCUCACCACCUUGGAGCUGAGGGAUUUUCUUGGGGACCAGGGCGAAGACGCAUCACUGGCCCAUGCAAAGACUCUUAUCCACACCUAUGAGCUCAACGACUGGGCCCGGAAGAAUCUGUUCAUGACCCAGAACGGUUUCACCAUGUACAUGCUCUCGAAAGAGAAUGAUGUGUUUAACCCGGAUCACGCUCAUGUGUAUCAGGACAUGAGCCAACCGCUGGCGCACUACUACAUCUCUUCUUCUCAUAAUACAUACCUCACCAAAGACCAGGUGACCAGCGCCAGCAGCACCGAGCCUUAUAUCAGAGCUCUGCAUCAGGGCUGUCGCUGUGUUGAGCUGGACUGCUGGGACGGUGAUAAAGGAGAGCCCAUGAUCUACCACGGACACACACUCACCUCCAAAGUGCUCUUUAAAGAAGUCAUUGAGACCAUCGCUCAGUACGCCUUCAAGACAUCUCCAUAUCCUCUGAUCUUGUCCUUGGAGAAUCACUGCUCAGUGGAGCAGCAGGCAGUCAUGGCGCAGCACCUUCGCUCUAUUCUGGGAAAGAAGCUCCUGAGAAAGCCGCUCAAUGACCUGCCCCUCAAAGACCUGCCCUCACCUGAGGAGUUGAUGGGACGGAUCCUGCUGAAGGGGAAGAAGUUAGGAGUUCUGCUGGGGAAGACUGAAAGCUGGACUAGCUUCUCAUAUAGCUCAGAUGAAGAGUCUACUGCAAAAAAAGAUCCUGGGAGGUCUGUGAGCACUAAACUGAGUCCAGAGCUGUCAGAUCUGGUGGUGUACUGUCAGAGUGUGCCCUUCAGUGGUUUCGAGACGGCCUGCCAGAGACCUCCUAGCAUGAUGUCCUCUUUCUCUGAGAAUGAGGCGCUCAAACUCAUCAAAGACUCAGGGAAGCAGUUUGUUCGACACAACAGUCGGCAACUGAGCAGGGUUUACCCAUCAGGCCAGAGGUUACAGUCCUCCAACUACGACCCCAAGGACAUGUGGAACGGAGGCUGCCAGAUGGUGGCUCUGAACUUCCAGACCCCAGGAGAGCAGAUGGACCUGAACCAGGGCCGCUUUCUGCCCAACGGCCGCUGCGGAUAUGUGCUCAAGCCUGACUUCCUGCGUCACCCAAAGUCUAACUUUGACCCUGAGAACACGGGUGGAGGACCAGGACAUAUACCCACACAGCUUAUCAUACGGGUGAUCUCGGCCCAGCAACUUCCUAAAAUAAACACAGACAAUCCCAACUCCAUUGUGGACCCACAGGUCUGGGUGGAGAUCCAUGGAGUUUCCAUCGAUAAGGCUCGUGCAAAAACCCAGCGCAUUGACAACAAUGGUUUCAACCCUCGUUGGGACUGUACUGUGAACUUUCAGCUGCAGGUGCCUGAACUGGCCUUGGUGCGUUUUAUGGUGGAAGAUCACGACUACAAAUCCAAGAAUGAUUUCAUUGGCCAGUUCACCCUCCCUUUCACCAGCCUACGAACAGGUUAUCGUCAUGUUCACCUGCUAAAAGCUGACGGCUCCAAUCUGUCUCCUGCCACCCUCUUCAUCCAUGUCAAGGUGCUACGGCGAGGGGUUCCUAUUAAAACUGUUUCUGAGCGGAAAGGCAAGGCCUGAGGCUUCUGUGGUUAUUCCUGGAAAUGUUUAUUUCUGGAAGUACCUUACUGAAGGAGAAGCCCCUAAGCAGGGCUCUUGAGGUGCUGGGACUAUUCAGAAUCAGAGCACAUGAAAACGCUUGUGACAUUGGACAUACAAGCACAGAAAGUCAGUGUAGACGUGAUUCAAAGUGCAUUUGGCUUUUUUAUUGUUCAUUUGUUGUGUUGUCAGCAGAGCAGAACAUCUAACAGUGUCAUAAAAGUGUUACCGUGAAAGCUAAAUAUGUUAUGAAGUCAGUAUUGUUUAUAGAGUCGGUUUCAAUUGAGACAGAUUUCUAUUUAGUCUGUGAGCCUUGAAAUCUAAAAAAGGUAACAUUUUAAUUGAACUUAAACUAGUCUUUACAUGCUGGACAAGAAUUAUAUGUGUAUGUAGAUAUAAAUUAGUUGUCUUUAAUGUUUUUUUUUAAUAGUUUGUUUUUAGUUUAUGGUUUUAAUUUGCUGAAUACUGGAAGCAUAGCAAGUGUAUGGGUGGUUUAGUAAGAGUAAUGACUAUUUUUAUGCAAGUAUGUUUUAACUGAUUGAAACACCAAAUGCUGUUCAGCAGUAUAUUAGUAAUAAGCAAUCAGUAAAUAAGUAAUCAGAGUAGUAAGAUGCUUAUGAUACAGAUGUUCAAAUCUGGUCAGAUGACUCCACUUCAUCAGUGCUGCUUUAAUGAUGAUGCAGGCAACAAUAGCACUUGCCACUAUAUACUCUGUUUCAUCCAAGUUUGUUGAAUCAUGAAAACUUGAGGUUAUUGAUAACUCAUAAGGACUGUGUUUUGUAUGAUCAUUAAUUUAGUAAAGACUUAUUUCAAAUGUAGAUUUUCUUUCUGUUUAGAAAACAGAAAAUUUUAAUGAUUUUAAUGUCUUGUUUUUACAGUACUGUAUCUGUACGUUUUGUGUAUAAGUGCGUUAUUCAUUCUUUUUGUAUUGAAAUACUGUAGAUAAUCAGUAAUUAAUUAAAUUAAUAUUAAUUAGUAUUCAUUUUUACAUUAUCAACAGCAGGAAUCAAUUGCAAAUCUUCAUUUAUUUUAAGCAGUAAUACUGAUUAGGUUUUAUUGGGUUUUUGUCUUGUCUACCCUAUUUUUGAAAACAUGGAAAUAUUGUGCUGUUGUGAUUAUUAUUUGUGGAAAGAUGUAGUUCCUUUGAAAGCAUGCCUACAUUUUAUAAACUUAAUCUAAUUGCACUCAAA